Messenger RNA from Manihot esculenta (cassava), 4088 nucleotides. RefSeq names its product PH, RCC1 and FYVE domains-containing protein 1. Gene Ontology annotation, molecular function: metal ion binding. Bases 744 to 3890 code for a protein of 1048 amino acids. The transcript is spliced from 9 exons. Lineage: Eukaryota; Viridiplantae; Streptophyta; Magnoliopsida; Malpighiales; Euphorbiaceae. The record is from RefSeq and is a predicted model, not a curated record.
UUUCGGCUUUGCAACGUGGCAUUCGCAGAAGAAAACGACACUGUGUUUGUUCAUUUGUCCGUUUGGUGAUUCAGGAGAGACAAAACGGGACUGUUAAACUUCAUGCAGCGAGAGCCGAGAGAUUUCGACAGAGGCAAGAGACGAACAUAUUUGCAGAGCCGCGUCCUCGCCUCGUGAACCUGCUUCUCCUUUAUGCACAAAGAAGUGCAUACUUUCAUUUUCUCCUUUUAAAGAUCGAAUCUCACAGCUACUCCGCGAGCUCGUAAACCACCUCUAAGAUUUCCGGGAAUUUGGUUAAGUUUGGGGAAUGCAUUGAUUCUUUUAUUGCAUUUUAGGUUCGUCUGAUCCUCACUGCCUUUAUGUGCAGCUCAUUUGAUUUGGAUGCUGUGUUUCGGUUAGAAUGUGCGAAAAUUGAAGAGUUCAUUGGAAGAUUCAAGGUGUUUCUUGAUUUCUACGGAAUUAGGGUAUUGUGAGGGAGUGAAUUGAGCUCUCUUUCAGCUAAUAAUGGAUAAUCUGCGCCUUGGUUUUGCGGCAUUGUAUUUGUGGAUUUAGGGUUUUAAGGGAGAAGUUUAAAGGAGUUGCAAUUCGGUUUUGGAGGUGAAUUUAGUAUUAUGGGGUAAACAUGGAAAUGACGUUAUUGAGAGACUUAUGGCAUAAAGUUGGAGAUAGUUUCCGGGGUAAAUUUUUUUGUAAAGGGCUGGUGUUCAAAUGGGCAUUGGUUCUACACCAGGGCAGCAACUUGAAUGGCUGAUUCUCAGAGAAGUGGUCUUGCCGAUAGGGACGUCGACCAGGCCAUAAUAGCACUUAAGAAAGGGGCAUAUUUACUCAAGUACGGGCGCAGAGGAAAGCCGAAAUUCUGCCCAUUUCAACUUUCAAAUGAUGAGUCUCUGUUGAUAUGGUAUGCUGGUAAAGAAGAGAAGAAGCUAAAACUUAGUCAAGUUUCAAAGAUCAUACCUGGACAGCGAACUGCAAUAUUUCAACGGUAUCCUUGGCCAGAAAAAGAGUAUCAAUCAUUUUCUCUUAUAUACAAUGAUAGGUCAUUGGACUUGAUAUGCAAAGACAAGGAUGAAGCUGAAGUUUGGUUUGUGGGCCUUAAAGCACUGAUUUCUCGUGGUAACCACCAGCAGAAUUGGAGAGUUGAGCCAAGAAGUGAAAGCACAUCAUCAGAUAGUCCAAAAACUCGUAUACGGAGGAAUUCUCCAUCAGUUUCACCAUUUGAUCCAAGAGAUCGUCAAGGAAGUCCGGUUCGUGUUGACAGUACAUCACAUAAUAGAUUGGGAAAGACAUUAUGUGAGAUAAUAGCUUGUACUGCAGUGGCCAAGAGUCCAUGUCAUGCAGAUCUAAUCAGUCCUUUUAGUUCAUUAACAGUUGCAUGUGUAGAUAACUCAACUGGUCGAACUUCUACAACUGAUACAGUAAGAGUCAGCUUAUCCAGUGCCGUAAGUUCAUCCAGCCAGGGUUCCUAUCAUGAAGAUUUUGAUGCCCUAGGUGAUGUUUUCUUUUGGGGAGAAGGUGCUGGUGAAGGAGUACUAGGUGGUGGUGUGCACAGAAUUGGGAACUCUUCUAUUUCCAAGGUGGACGCACUUCUACCAAAGGCAUUAGAGUCUAAAGUUGUUCUAGAUGUCCAUAGUAUUGCUUGUGGUGGCAAGCAUGCUGUGUUGAUCACUAAGCAAGGUGAGAUCUUUAGCUGGGGGGAGGAGUCAGGAGGCAGGCUUGGGCAUGGCAUGGUAACAGAUGUACCCCAACCAAAGCUUAUAGACACCUUGGCUGGGAUGAAUAUUGAAUUAGUAGCUUGUGGAGAGUACCAUACUUGUGCUGUUACUCUUUCUGGGGAUCUUUAUACGUGGGGUGAUGGUGAUUAUAAUUGUGGGCUUCUUGGACAUGGAAGUGAAGCCAGUCAAUGGAUACCUAAAAAAGUAUGUGGUGACAUUGAGAGCAUAAAUCUAUCAUAUAUUGCAUGUGGACCUUGGCAUACUGCUGUUGUGACAUCUUCUGGUCAGUUGUUUACAUUUGGAGAAGGAACUUUUGGUGCCCUUGGCCAUGGAGAUCACAACAGCACAAGCAUCCCUCGUGAAGUGGAAGCCUUGAGAGGACUUAGAACAACCAGAGUUGCUUGUGGUGUUUGGCACACUGCUGCUGUUGUUGAAGUAAUGGCCGAAUCUUCUAGUCCGGGAGCUUCCAGUAGCUCUUCAGUGGGAAAACUAUUCACUUGGGGGGAUGGAGAUAAAGGCCACCUUGGUCAUGGUGAUAAAGAAUCUAGACUUAUUCCUGAGUGUGUGGAUGCACUGGGUGAUGAAAAUAUCCGUCAAGUAGCUUGUGGGCAUAAUCUCACAGUUGCGCUUACAACAACAGGACAAGUAUAUACAAUGGGAAGUGCUUCUUAUGGGCAACUUGGAAGUCCGACAGCCACAGGGAAGCUUCCCACCAUUGUUGAAGGUAAAAUAGCUGGCAGUUUCGUUGAAGAGAUUGCCUGUGGUUCUUAUCAUGUUGCUGUUUUGACUUCCAAAGAGGUUUAUACUUGGGGAAAGGGCACAAAUGGACAAUUGGGUCAUGGAGACAAUAAAGACAGAGAUACACCUACACAUGUUGCUUUUCUAAAAGAUAAGCAAGUGAAGGCCAUAGCAUGCGGUUCAAAUUUUACUGCAAUUAUAUGUCUUCAUAAAUGGGUUUCUAAUACUGAUCAUUCAGUAUGCUCCAGUUGUCGUAAUCCAUUUGGUUUUAGAAGAAAACGACAUAAUUGUUAUAAUUGUGGCCUAGUCUUUUGCAAAAUAUGUACCAGUAGAAAAUCUCUAAAAGCUUCAUUGGCUCCGAACAUGAAUAAACCACAUAGGGUCUGUGAUGAUUGUUUCAAUAAACUAAAGAAAGCUGCAGAUCUUGGUUCAAUUGUACGAAUGCCGAAAGCCAGAGCUGAAAAUACAAACCAGAAAACCAAUGAUGCAGCAGAUAGGGAGGCUCUGGGUCCCAGAUUACAGGCACAACUCUCCAGACUUUCGUCUGCAGAGUCCACUGGUCAGGCUGAAAGCUGGCAUCCCAGGCAUAAAAGAAGAUCAAGUUCAGAUACCAGCCGAAUCUUCCCUGUUGUGCAUGGAACAUGGCAGUUUGAGGGUUUAAAUUCAUCAAAAGUGUCAACUUUUCUUGAUGGCUCUACAAAGAAAAUGUUCCAAAAUUCAGCUCCUAGUUCCAGAAUGGCCUCUCUAGCGACACUUCCCCUUCCAGGAAGGAUAAGUCCACCCCGACCUUCUUUUGACGAUUCAAAGUUCAUGAACAACAGUUUCAUUGAUGAAAUUACAAAUUUAAGGGCACAGGUAGAAGAUCUUACCUCCAAGUCCCGUCGCCUAGAAGCUGAACUUGAAAGAAAAUCAAGGCAACUUAAGGAGGUUGCUGCAAUUGCUGCAGAUGAAGCUGAAAAACGUAAAUCUGCAAAGGAAGUUAUCAAGUCCCUUACCGCUCAGUUGAAGCAGAUGGCUGAAAAACUACCAGAAAGACGGAAUUCCAGUCCUAUUUCAGGUUCUGUUACCAGACACGCUUCCAGUGGUCAAAACAUAUCCUCCAGCGGAAGAUGCUCAUCAAGUGAAAUCUCUCAUGAACUUGAGUUCAAUGGCAAUGCAGUAGAUCAUCAAAUGUUGUCAUACAGAGCGAAAGCUCAAACUGAGAAGCCACAGUGGGUGGUACAAGCUGAACCAGGCGUGUACAUUACAUUGUCUUCCUUGCCAACUGGUGUUAAUGAACUCAAGAGAAUUCGUUUCAGUCGGAAACAUUUCACAGAACAAGAAGCAGAGAAGUGGUGGUCAGAAAAUGGGUCCAGGAUAUGUGAGCUGCACAACAUAUUAAGUACAGAUUACGACGCAGCUCCAUCGGCUUUUGAGAAGAAGGCUUGUCCGAUAGACUGAAAUUGCUCUCCAUGACCUUCGUUUUUUCACUGGCAACUGUAAAUUCUUCUUCUUCUUUUUUUCCCCCCCAGUUAUCCACUGGAGUUUUCAUUGAGGAUCCAGGUAUAGAAUUUGGCAGGUAGAGUGACACAUAAGAAUGUAGGGAAGGUAACAGAAAUAAAUGCAUUUUUGAGUAAUGUGGCAGUAAUUGUUAUUUCU